AUGGCGUUUCCCAUCACGCCGAUGAUGCCAACGAUGCCCCAGAUGGAGAACUUCAUCCAGAUGCACGGGACGCCAUACGACCACGACGGUGACAACCAUUUCUUGACCAUGAAUAGUGGUCAAGCAAGCAUGAUAGAUUUCGACUCAACCAACCUGCUGGUCGACUUUAUGAGCCCUCCUGCGAUGUUACAGGAUCCCAAUGAUCACUUUCUGACGGGGGGGAAGAUCGGCAUGCAGACCCCCAACCACAUGCCUUCGUACAUGCAGAUGCAUGAGGGAGCAACACCACUUGGACUUCGACUGGAGAUGGAAAGCCCACCCAAUCAUCUGCAGUACCCCCCCCCUGUCGGUCUUUCUCCGUCAAACUCCUCCACCUCCACAAGUGGUCUGCAAGAGCCUGAUGCUGUAUCGGCUGCCCAUCAUGCCUGGCCAUUCUUCCAGUGCAACCGCGUUGAAAAAUAUUCCUUUGCCCCACCUAAAACCGCCGCGAUCUACCUUGAAGGUCUGGCUCAAACCCUCCGGAAUCAGGCAACCUGGACGGCGUGGACCGCUCAGCUGGAUGAAUCCUCUUUAGACAUCUCAACUGAGAGAAAGAUUGUCACAGAGCCAAUCGUGGGUUGGUCGCGGGAGAAGUUGCUUGCCAUCACUCAAGGCUUCCUCCACAAGGCAUUGGAAAUCCACAAGGCUGUCCAUGCCAUUCGUGAGGAGACGCCGUCAAGCCCCGACUCUAGCCGCGACGCGUUCUUGAUGCUCCCUCCCCCUGAUGUCAUGCAGUACUUUCUGAGAAGUUAUGUGGUCCGCUACGAGCCCUAUUACUCGUCAGUUCCAGGUGGACGUCUCGAUCCCAAUGUCUUCAUGCAGUCACAUAACAGCAAAGCGGCCAGUCUGCUCAUCCUCCUCAUGGUUGCAUCCGGGGCUUCGUCGACCGCCACCGUCGAGGCGCGAUAUGUAGCCAGCGGAUUGACGGAAGCCUGCCGGAUUUCUCUAUUCGACACGAUUGAGAAAGAUGUCCUCCAAUCUCGAGAGGUCUUGGUACUCCGAUCGGCCCUUCUGUUCACCUGUCUUGCCGCGUGGUCCGGUGAUAAAUGGCAUAUGGAUAUGGCGAUGGGCCAGCGGGGCAUGUACCUGGCUAUGCUUGAUCAUUCAGGCAUGCUCAAUGCCGCUGAUUCAUGUAUCAACGUCGAUCGGUGUAGACAUGAGCCAGACAAGGCUUGGGAAGACUGGAAAGAACAUGAAGGCAAGCACAGGCUUACUCACUCUUGGGUUAUCGUCGACCAAGAGAUGAGUCUUUUCUCGGACACGACCCCGCUGUUGUCAGUAGUAAACCUUCACGCACCCAUGCCGGAUUCGGAUGACCUCUGGCAUGCCGAGUCUGCCGUGGACUGGCUCGAGCUAUUCGAGAAAGUCCAUGGCUCCACGUAUCAAAGUCCUGCGUCGGUACGGGACUUUUUCACCAGCUUUGUCGACGGAGAGCUGGCUGGCAAAGUGUUAUCGCCGACACAGCUACGGCUGCUGCUGCAUCCUUUGCAAGCUCAGGUGUGCCAGUUGCGACAGUUCAUCACAUGCUUACCAGAUGGUGGUAACCAGGGCAAAGCAUCCCGGAGCGUCUCCCGGGUAGCAACCAAGGCACGGUUGGAGGAGAUUUCUUCUCUCCUGCAGCACUGGUAUGCAAUCAGCAAGCAAAGCUUCUCGGGCAACAAGGGGACAUGUUGGACGACCUGCGCCAAUCUCAUCAUGUAUCACCUCAUCUCUCUGAAUGUGAUCUCGAGUUUCAAGGACAUUGAGCAGUUUGCCCGGCAUGAGGUCGCUCUGGGAUCCUUCCGGUUUGAAUCGUGGCUUCAGAUGAGAUGUAUCGAUCAGCCGGCCGAGGCCUACUUCCAUUGUGGACAAAUCCUUCGCCUGAUCCGAUCUAUGCCACGACCUGUCCGGCCUCCCUGGUGGGCAGGUGCUGUCUAUCGGGUUGCGUUGACAGGUUGGGCCACCAGUAUGGCGGGAGGAGGCGGGCGGUAUUCGCCCACUCAGGCUCAGUUCGAGCCUGACCGACCGUUUCCCAUUGAUGAUCUGACUCCAGAGAAUGAGGCAAUCAGCCGAUACAUGAAGUACCAAGAAGGGACGCCGAUGUUGUCGCGGCCGGAUGGCUCGCUUGCGCCGAUGGACGUGCCCUCGAACGUGCUUCAGCACUGUAUUGAGCUCCUUGAGGACGACUCGACGAUGCGCUUGGCCGAUGGCAUCAAACACAAGCUCCAGAUAUUCAUGCACAACUGGAAGGACAGCAAUUGA
Molecule: messenger RNA, 2280 nt
Organism: Capronia coronata CBS 617.96
Lineage: Eukaryota; Fungi; Ascomycota; Eurotiomycetes; Chaetothyriales; Herpotrichiellaceae
Exons: 4
Coding region: 1-2280 (759 amino acids)
Biological process (GO): DNA-templated transcription
Molecular function (GO): DNA binding; zinc ion binding
Source: RefSeq, a predicted model, not a curated record